AUGUCUUCUCAAGAGCACUUGCGAAUAUUGAAUCCAACAUACGAAGCUGAGCACAAUGAUUUCCCACAAUUCCCAAAUCUCCCCGAGGAACUCCGUGUGUUAAUAUGGGAGCAUUCAUUACCACGCAACCGGAUCGUCAAGGUCGAAGUACCGAGUGGCUGGAUUACCAAGGACGAGAUAUGUCUAGCAAGAGGCCAUCAUAUACUCAGCAAGCUUCUUCGAGUUAAUAGAGAGUCGAGGCAAGCCGUGCUUCGUUUUUAUCGGAUACAUAUACCUUGUACGCUCAAAAAGGGCCAACAAAGAAAAUAUGGGAUUCUCCCAUUUAACCCCGAAUUCGAUAUUCUACAAAUCAGAGUGCCGCCGCGUAGAAGUCUCUACUUUUCGAACUUCAUUUGCAAGCUGAAGAGCUUGGAUCCUCAUGGAGUUGGCGUUACUAAAUUGGGGUUGGAUGCUGUCGAUAUGAUAUGCAUCAAGAAUUGUACGGAUGUGACCAACAUGGGUGAACAGCGGCGCAACGAUUUUACUGCUACUAUCGCGCAACUUGAUAAGGUCUUCUUUAUAGACAUUGACAAUUUCGGUCGUGUCUGCGGUAGUGAGGUGUCAGAUAUCGUGGACAAGGUCGAAUUCCAUAGAUCGAUUCCUAUAGCGCCCAAGACACCGGCCUUUGACAUCAUGGCAUCCGAUCCGAGACCUAUCCAAGGAGACUUAAAACACGUUUAUUUCAAGCGGGAUGAUCCUCGUCGGAUGAUGUUCAACUGGCGCGAGAUGCUUCAUUUAUGGGAGAUACCGCAUUCCUCAAUGACCACCUCUUAUCACUUCCUCAUGGCCUCUCGGGGGUGUUCCGAGACGAUGUUUCCCAAGGAGCCGAUACAUAAGGUAAUGGAUCGUGCGGACGCCGAGCGGUGGUUGCGUGCGGAGGAUAGGUUUUGGGAAAAACUUGUCAAAAACCUCAGCUUCAUCGACGAGUUUAAGGCACGUGUAGAAGAGAUUAGAAGUGAUGAGGAGCUCGCCAAGGCAUCCUCGAUAAGCAAUGCGGUUGGCUACUGGAUGUUUCCGAUGGAUGCACUGGGAUCGUUGAAGGAGUCUGAAUUUUUAUCACCAAUUCGGCAGGGGCCAUAA
Hypoxylon trugodes is the source of this 1119-nucleotide messenger RNA. RefSeq lists its product as uncharacterized. NCBI's taxonomy places the organism in Eukaryota, Fungi, Ascomycota, Sordariomycetes, Xylariales, Hypoxylaceae. The record is from RefSeq and is a predicted model, not a curated record. The coding region runs from base 1 to 1119 and encodes 372 amino acids. The transcript has a single exon.